AUGGCAAAUUCGAAAAUCAAGUUGGCUCCAGGCCGACCAAAUGAUAGGGCACAGCAAGAACAGAUUCGCAAGCGUCGGCACAAUCUCUUCAAACGGUUGAAAGAAUUCAACGACCGCUACGAUAUGGAUAUAUGGCUGACAAUGCGAAUGCCGAGCGGUUGGGUCUACACGUUCUGCACGAAGGAGGACGAGGCCCCACCAAUUGAGGCCGACUUGCAGAUACAAGGGUUUCCGGUGAUCCGAAAAACCCCGGAAGACUAUGCCCCCAAAGCUGAGCGGCAAUUUGUCGUUCGCAGCCCACCGGUAUUCUCGUUGCGGCGCCCCCAGUACUGCCGCAAUAGCGGCCACUCCUCAGAACCAGAAGCGCAGACAUCACAUAAACCGGCCGUGCAGCGCCGUAACGACAGAAAGGAGGAGCCUAGAACACCAAUUGACGGUGAUAGCCAGUAUAUGCCAAGCCCCUUUUCUUAG
Penicillium samsonianum is the source of this 471-nucleotide messenger RNA. RefSeq lists its product as uncharacterized. Gene Ontology annotation, molecular function: DNA binding; protein dimerization activity. The record is from RefSeq and is a predicted model, not a curated record. NCBI's taxonomy places the organism in Eukaryota, Fungi, Ascomycota, Eurotiomycetes, Eurotiales, Aspergillaceae. The transcript is spliced from 2 exons. The coding region runs from base 1 to 471 and encodes 156 amino acids.